Macrosiphum euphorbiae (potato aphid) is the source of this 555-nucleotide messenger RNA. NCBI's taxonomy places the organism in Eukaryota, Metazoa, Arthropoda, Insecta, Hemiptera, Aphididae. The record is from the annotation of a GenBank genome assembly.
AUGACAGAGAAAACAAAGUACAACGAAGACACGGUGGCAGUGUGGAAACUACCGUUAGCAGACGGUAUUCAUGAAAUAGAAUUUGAACACGGGACAGCAACUGGUAAAAGAGUUAUUAGAUUGGAUGGAAAAAUAGUGAGACGAAAAGACUGGAUGUUUCGAUUAGUCGGAGAUGAAGUUUUUGAUAUAGACAAGAUACAAUGCACUAUCAAAGUAGAACCAGAUGGAUUGUUUAUGUACACAUACGAUUUGUUGGUUGACGGAAAGAGCUUGGAAGAUUUUUGCGAAUACAUUUCAAAAAAUCGAUCUACCUGGUUAAUUACUACAGACAAUGGAGUUGAAAAUCGAAUUAUUCUCGAUAAAGCCACUAUGGAUAUUUUUGUAAACGGAACUCAAGUUACAGAUGCAAUGUCUGAAUUCAUUGAAAACGGGACAGAAACACAUUUUGCUGUUGGUGAAAUGUUAGUAACAAUACGCACUGAACAUAGUUGUGAUAAAAAAAUUGGUGUCGUGCACAGUCUAUUUGUGAAUGGUGUUAUAGUUUCAGAACUAUAA